This is a messenger RNA of Centruroides sculpturatus (bark scorpion), 530 nucleotides long. RefSeq lists its product as uncharacterized. NCBI's taxonomy places the organism in Eukaryota, Metazoa, Arthropoda, Arachnida, Scorpiones, Buthidae. The record is from RefSeq and is a predicted model, not a curated record. Bases 213 to 530 code for a protein of 105 amino acids. The transcript is spliced from 4 exons.
UUUACUUUCAUAUUUCUGUUAAAAUAUAAUUAAUGUUGUUUUUAAUUUAUUAGGAAUUUAUUGUUGGAAAAUAUGACUAUUGUAUUGUUGUAGAAAGUGUCAUACCAAAUUCACCUGCAGCUGUAGCUGGUAUUAAAAAAAAUGAUAUUAUAAUAUCUAUUGGAGGGACAAAAGUUUGUGAUGUUAAACAUGCUACAAAAAUAUUAAAAAAUAUGGGAGAAAGAUUUUUGUUGUCUGUUGAGAGACAAUCUACUCUUAAAGUUUCUAGAUCUCAAGAAGCUCUUAACAGAGAGGUCUUGUUAGAAGAAGAUUUACUACGAGAAGAUGAUCUUGAAGAUGUUACACUUCAAACUUCAGUAGUUGAUGAUUUUGUUAAUAUCACUUUUAAAGAUGUUGGAUCUCAAGAAUCUCCUAAAAGAAAGACUUCAGUUACUGAAAAUACACUUACGACAAAUGAAUCACCUAAAAGAAGAGUAUCAGUUGGAGGUAAUUCCAUUAAAUCGUAUAAUUUACUUUUUGCAGCAAUUUAA